AGUGACUGCAGUGGUCGCCAGAGACCCCGGAAGUUGACGCGGCGAGCCAUAGCUGCUGAGUGACUCCCGGCUAGCGAUGGGUUGCGACGGGGGAACGAUCCCCAAGAGGCACGAACUGGUGAAGGGGCCCAAGAAAGUUGAGAAGGUUGAUAAAGAUGCUGAACUGGUGGCCCAAUGGAACUAUUGUGCUUUAAGUCAAGAAAUAUUAAGACGCCCAAUAGUUGCCUGUGAACUUGGCAGACUUUAUAACAAAGAUGCCGUCAUUGAGUUUCUGUUGGACAAAUCUUCUGGAAAGGCUUUGGGGAAGGCAGCCGCUCACAUUAAAAGCAUCAAGAAUGUGACAGAACUGAGGCUUUCUGAUAAUCCCGCCUGGGAAGGGGAUAAAGGAAACACAAAAGGCGACAAACACGAUGACCUCCAGCGAGCACGUUUCAUCUGUCCUGUCGUGGGCUUGGAGAUGAAUGGCCGACACAGGUUUUGCUUUCUGCGGUGCUGUGGGUGCGUGUUCUCUGAACGGGCCUUGAAAGAGAUAAAAGCGGAAGUUUGUCACACAUGUGGGGCUGCCUUCCAGGAGGACGACGUCACCGUGCUCAACGGCACCAAGGAGGACGUGGAAAUGCUGAAGAGCAGGAUGGAGGAGAGACGGCUGAGAGCGAGGCUGGGAAAGAAAGUGAAGAAACCCAAGGCGGCAGAGUCAGUCUCCAAACCGGAUGUCAGUGAAGAAUCCGCAGGACCAUCAAAAAUUAAGGUCGGGAAGCCUGAAGAGACCAGCCUUGAUUCUAGAGAGAAAAAAAUCAACCCAGCUCCCAAAAGUGCAGCAGCAGCAAAUGCGAGCUCUUCUGGAAAAGCUGGGAAGCCUCCCUGUGGAGCCCCAAAGCGGUCCAUUGCUGCCAGCGAGGAGUCAGAAGCUUACAAGUCCCUCUUCACCUCCCACAGCUCCGCCAAGCGCCCCAAGGAGGAGUCAGCCCACUGGGUCACCCACACGUCCUACUGCUUCUGAAGCCCUGGCCCCCCGGCCCCACGCAGCCUGCUCGCUCCCGUGGGGCAGCUGGUGUGGGCGCUGGCUGUGCCGGAUGGUCCCUGCUAGGCCUCCAUUUGCACCUUGUCACACAGUCGCCCUCCACACCUCGGAGCCGGUGUGGUCACUCCUGCCUGUGAGGCUUGGUGGGCGCCCACCCACAUCCCCCUCUCCCGCAGGCCCCGUGCUCACUUCCACCUGGAGCUACAUCUGGACCUGCCCACGGCCAGGAACGCCGUGUCGGCCACACUGUGCUUGAAAUCAUGAGAUUCCGGAUUCCUCGGGAUGUGUGGUCGGCUCAUUCUGACGAAAAUUCUAGUGGUGUUGCUGCCAACAGUUAAUGAAGUAGAACUUAGGAAGGAUGAAUUUCAAAUGUCCUCUGCCCGCCGGGGGCGUGUCUCCUCGCCAGCUGAGGGGAUGGAGGAGAUAUUUCCUGCGUUCAUCAUUUCCAGGAUAGAAAAGAUUGAGUCGGGCACCCGAUGAUUUGACACAAAAAUAAAGCCAGUCUGCCUGUGCUCU
Hipposideros armiger (great roundleaf bat) is the source of this 1537-nucleotide messenger RNA. RefSeq names its product replication termination factor 2 (gene RTF2). Gene Ontology annotation, biological process: mitotic DNA replication termination. The transcript is spliced from 9 exons. The record is from RefSeq and is a predicted model, not a curated record. NCBI's taxonomy places the organism in Eukaryota, Metazoa, Chordata, Mammalia, Chiroptera, Hipposideridae. Gene Ontology annotation, cellular component: nucleus. Bases 77 to 1000 code for a protein of 307 amino acids.